Molecule: messenger RNA, 1335 nt
Organism: Puccinia graminis f. sp. tritici CRL 75-36-700-3
Lineage: Eukaryota; Fungi; Basidiomycota; Pucciniomycetes; Pucciniales; Pucciniaceae
Exons: 2
Coding region: 1-1335 (444 amino acids)
Molecular function (GO): zinc ion binding; nucleic acid binding
Source: RefSeq, a predicted model, not a curated record
AUGUCUCGGCCCGAAAAUGAACGCAACGUCUGGUCUAGAUCGUCGUCGGUUAGUGUCGCAUCGACAAAUGGAUCGGAAUCAUAUUUAGAUCCGGCGGACGGAUCCAGAAGGAUGGGGGCCAUUUUUGAUGCCGUUAUGGACGGGAGCGACGAGACCCAGCUGGCGGACACUACCAUAAAAAAACCAAACAAGGGCAAACAGCCGCUCGAUGGUCGUCACGCUGGGACGCACGAAGAACACCGUCCCGCUCAAUCUAGCUCGAAUCAACUCCCUCAAACGUCUGGAGGUUAUCAUCAUUCACAAUACCACCGACACCACGCGCCUCAUCAAGUCCCUCGAUCUACCGCAGAAAAGGAGUAUCAGGAAUUCCAAGAGGCGAAAGUUCGCCUAGAGCAAGCGAAAUUGAUUAGUCAAACGGUUUCGAACAUCAACCAACGUUGGAAACCUGAAAACAUCCUAUGCGCGGAUGGAUCGAACUUUGCCUUGUGGACCCGCGAACUCCGAGAGACGGGAGUGUCGCAUCUAUCCGAUGCGAACUUUUUCUUCAGUCCGUGCGACAACUCGACAUUUGAGAAGAUCGGUCGCCUCGUUAUCUUUGCGAGUGUCCACCAGGAUCUUGUCCCGGACAUCCAGCCUCUAGGGAAAACCGUCGACAUCUAUGAAUACCUGAAGAAAAAGUUCACGUCUAACUCUCGCGCAGCACAGAUGAACAUCUGGCGAAGACUGAACAGUUUGACCAUCAAGCAUUCUGAACCGUCGACCGGCCUGGUUGCACAGGUGCGAGAUCUGUACACCGAGCUCAAAAGCCUCAACGGUCGUCUCUGCUCGGAUGUAGUGUUCGGUUUUCUGUUCCAAACAGCCGUAAUGCAAUCAGCGGCGCCUUUCAAGAAGGAGUUUGAGCAACGAGUCGAAAACGCCAUUCAGAAUGAUGCAACAAAGUCUUUUCCGAAAUUUGAGGCUAUUGUGCAUAACUAUAACAUAUGCCAAAAGCAGUGGAUCGAGUACUCAUCGCAACCCUCAGCUGCAUUAGGACCCCAAAUGCCGUCGGUCAUGGAGGCGGCGACGGACCCAGAUGACUUUGAUUUUGACGCGUUCCUAGCCGAUGUUCCGGAAGACACCUGGACGGAGGCUCUGGAGUUCUACGCAGAGACGGCAAUCAAGUGCUGGCAGUGCAAAUCACCGGGACAUUACGCUCGAGAUUGCCCACAACGCGCUGGAGACCAUCAAGCAGCAAAGAGGCGAGGUGGAUCAUUUGGUCCUCAGCACCAGGCAAAUUCCCACCGGCAACAGCGUGUUAGCGCACCACUACGGCCGCUGCGCUACGCUAACUUGUAG